Alosa alosa (allis shad) is the source of this 3529-nucleotide messenger RNA. RefSeq names its product GTPase IMAP family member 7-like. The coding region runs from base 329 to 1924 and encodes 531 amino acids. NCBI's taxonomy places the organism in Eukaryota, Metazoa, Chordata, Actinopteri, Clupeiformes, Clupeidae. The transcript has 9 exons. Gene Ontology annotation, molecular function: GTP binding. The record is from RefSeq and is a predicted model, not a curated record.
UUUAUGUGCAGUUGAUACCAGACUCACAGCCUCUCCAUAUCCUCAUAUCGAGAACAUCUGUGAUUCCCUAAGAGAAAGGGAGCUACUGAACAUUUUGGACCUGACCUUGGGGGGCACUGUGGCACAAGUUGAGAGUUGAGAGGAGAUAAUCAACAGUUGACACCAGACUCACAGCCUCUCCAUAUCCUCAUAUCAGGAAUAUCUGUGAAUCCCUAAGAGAAAGGAUGACACCAGACUCACAGCCUCUUCAUAUCUUUAUACCGAGAACAUCUGUAAUUCCCUAAGAUCCUAGAGAGGCUCUCUCACUGCUGUGUAGAGAGAGGAGACAAUGGAGGCUGCAGGUCACAGUAAGACACUCAGUGCAGAGUCUGCAGCACGUAGCUGUGGAACCAUGGAUAGAGCGGAAAUGACCAGAGAAUGGCUCAAUAAGCCUGACACAGAAGAUAAUGCUGUUGUUGAUGGAGGAUCAGAGACACACAGACCCCCAUCUCCAGUGCCCAGCUGUUUGUCUAUGAGGAGUGAAGCGUCCAUUCCUGCUCCUCCCUUCUUCAGCAGUGGACCACCCAAUGAUCAGGAGAAUAUCGCAUGUUAUAAUUGCCGACGGAAUCCUGCAAAAUAUUGUAAGACAUGUAAAGCCUCCUACUGUAUGACUCACCUGAUGAGACACAUCAACACAACAAAAGUACAUGAACUAGUUCCAGUACCAAAAGCGUCACCAGUGGAAGUCAGUUCACUUCAUUGGAGCAGAUCAGGUAUUGCAUGGGUGGUGCCAGUUAUUCUUGGUAUCCUGGUCUCACUGAUAUACAUCAGAUUCAGCCAAUUCUCCCACCCUGAAGGUCCUGCCGAACUUCCUCAGCUGAGAGUGAUGUUGGUGGGGAAGACUGGAUCAGGAAAGAGUGCAUCAGGAAACACCAUCCUGGGCAGAGAGGCAUUUAAGGCUGAAGCAUCUGCUUUACCUGUGACCAAAUACUGUGAGAGUAAAGGUGGAAUUGUGGAAGGAAAUAAAAUAACUGUAAUUGACACACCAGGAAUCACAUCAAGGAAUGAUUCAUGGCUGUCAGAAAAGGAAAAUAUAGCUCUAGGAUCCCAUGUUUUCUUAUUUGUGAUUCAACUGGGUCGAUUCACGGAAGAAGACAGCAAUGAAGUGAAGGGGAUCCAGACUCAUUUUGGUGAAGUGGCUCUGAAGUUCACCAUUGUUUUGUUUACUGGAGGAGACCAGCUGAAAGGGAAAUUAGUUGAGGAUUUUCUGCAGGAGAGCUCUGGACUGCAGACUCUCGUGAACAGUGCUGGUGGUGGAUAUCAUGUCUUUAAUAAUAUAAAUCCAAAAGGGCACCAACAGGUGAAGGAACUGCUGCAGAAGAUAGAGGUGUUACUGAGGAAGAACAUGGGCUUCUCCUACUCCCAUGGCCUGCAUGAACAGAUGAAAAUAACUUUGAAGAAGGAGGAAGAGAAGAGACAUGAAUUGCAAGAAUUCUUAGAAAGGAUAGGAAAGGGAAAAAAUCUAGAAUUAAUCAAAAAUAUGGAUAAAAGGUUAGAGCGUAAGUUUAAGGAGCAGAUGAAACGUACAAUGACUAUCAGGUUUGCAAACGCAACAGCUAUUUUGAAUGAAUUAAGGGAGAACAUCAAGGCUACAACAGAGCAGAAUUGGAAUUAUCUGACUACAUUGAUACACGGGUUGGUGAGUGGAAGUACUGCAGUUAUUCUUGUAGUAAUCACAAAAUAUGAAAAUAAGAUUGUUCAUUUUCUGCUUAUAUUGUUUUCGUGUGUGCUUUUUGUGACUGGAAUUGUACAAAAUUAUGUGACAUUCCUGAUUGCCUAUCUGACUGUGCUGAUUGUAGGUGUGGUAACUGCUCAAGUUGAAUUUGCAAUUGACAAAUUAGAGAUUAAAAUAAGAGGCUGGCUAAAGAGCAAGAGCGACACUUGAAAAAUUUUACAUCCAGAAUAUUGUAAAUUUGCUCACUUUGCCAGAGAUGUACCACAACUGAUGAGACAAAAACCUUUGUUCUAACAUUUCAUAUUAUACUUCUUUUUCCAACAAGUCAAAAUAGACCUAUGGAAUGUACAAAAAAUGUCCCUGAAGCUGUUUGCGCAAAAUUCCUCUCAGAUUGCACAUUAUCAUCAGCUCCAUUCUUGCCAGUUUCAGUCCCUUUCAGAAUAGGCCAUUUCUGGGGACUGUUGCUUUAAAUGCAAAUUUGCACUUGUUGGCCACGGCCCACUCUAGAACUGAUUCCAUGCUUACAUCAAUGGGCAGCAUGUCGAAAGCCAGGAGGGAAUAUGAGUCGGUGACUCGUCGAUAGAGGAUUCUCCACCAGAAAGCCUUAGACUGCCAGUGAUAGAAAGUGAUAGCAAUUUGUUACGCAGGAAUAAUAAAGAAUGUGUGACCAACGUCAUUGUCGGUUUUGUUUGAGUUUUCAUGGUAAAGUAGCCUAAUAGUCAAGUUAUUGGAGUUUAGCCGAGACAUCUGCUACAAUAGUCCUGGAGGAAUCAAUUCAGACACUGCUGUAUGCAUGAUGUAACAUGGCCUAACAUUGUUAAAUGACAGAUGCAGGGAUAUCCUUUACCAACCCCACUCCCAGUCGUGUCAUAUUGCUUAAAUAUGCCAACAAGAAGUUUCUGAUGGGGAGUUUCUGUUUGUAUACUUGAAAUAUGGAUUAUAUCAAGUGCGUAAAAGACAUUUGGAUAUUUUGUGUAGCUACACAAAAUACUGUUGAUAGGCUCUUUCACAUGGUGCUAGUUGGAAAUGACCAAUAUGAAGGAUCUUCAACAGGAAGCGCCUAACCUAGUGGGUGGGAAUUUUCAGAUGGGGGUGGGUAGUCAGCACUCUAUAUGGCUCUGGGGGUAGUAAUAUUCAAAUUUCCCCAACUGUGACGUAACAAUGAGGGAGAAAUCUGACUUAGCUCACAGAAGCGCAUGGUUUCUGACAUCAACGUUUUGCAUAAUUUGGCUCCUUUAAAGAACAUUAUGCCCUAUAUGUGUAUUUUCAUUCACAUUGAAUUCUAGAAAAUUGCAUCUCACUAUUUCUUAAUAGAUUAAUCAAAUGGUUUUAUUUGAUGAUAAAUGCUUUUGCAUGUGACACUUUGUCCAACUUAUGCACUUUGCAUAAACUUUGACAGACUGCAUCUCUUGAAUAUAGUUUUCAUUCUGUUUCAGCCUUCACUGUUUCAUAACACUUUCAAUUCAUCAUUGAUACUUUCAUUGAUAUAUCAUCUACUGUCAGCCAUUGAGCCAGUUGUUUGAGCGAUUUCUGUUCUGUAUAUAGUUGUUGUUUACUGUUCUCCAUUGGGCUGGGAUAUGUUCUGCAUGUCCAAUGAUGAUAAGAAUGUCGGUCAUAAUAUGUCUACCUGUCCAGAUAACCCCCUUUCCAGGUUCACUGUCUAAUUUAUACUGUAUUCACUGUCUAAUUUAACUGCUUCCUGUCAAUACGGUGACAGUCCCCAGGCAGUAAGGACAGUUACACUUCCAUAUUUGUAUUUAGUUGUUUUAUGUUUCAUUUGUAUAUUGUGUUUAUCAAAUAAAGAUGAAGGCUAUA